AUGGUGGUCCAGCCAAACGCGAGGCGGUGCGGUGUCGUUCUCUCACUGCUACUGGCGUCGACCACGUUUGCCUCAGCACAACAUGAAGGCCGCUCUGGAGACUAUGCGCCCCCGAUCAACGCCACGACCACGACGAAUGCGACGACGGCUAUGACGACGACGUCGACGACCACGACAACGACGGCCAAACCGGACCCCUUGAAAGAGGCGUACGAGGCAAUAUCACAGAAGGUGACGCGCCUCUUGGCACGAGAGCUGUACCCGAUUGUCAGCGAGCUAAUCUACGACCCACGGCUCUCCACGGGAUGCAUCGGGUCCCUCAUGAAGAUUGGCCCGGCCUUGGGAAGGUUUGACAUCUGGGCUGUGCAGAUGGUGGACGCGACUGGCAGACCGCACGCCGGUACGAUGCAGGGCCGCAUCGCUGCGUACGGUGCUUAUGAUCAAUGCCUGGCUGUGAGGCACGAUGAGGGCCUCUUCCAGGGAAGGUACUGCAUGGUGCACCUGGAACACGAUGGCUCCGAGUUUUCGCCCAGCUUGAGAGUCAUCGUCAACAAGUUCGUCGAGCACUACGGUCUUCAGUACGUCGGCAACUUGUCGAAGCAGGCGGAAAGUGGUUCUCGACUUCCCGUGCCACUGUACAAGGUUGGACUCUGUGUGCCUUCGCUGUGCCAAAGAGAAGACCUGCAGCUCAUCAUUAACCACUGCUACUUUUCCAGCAUCGUGACGUCGUUUUCACUCCGGAAAGGCUUCCAGAAACUGGUGGACAUGCCCAACUGGGGUGACUACUCUAACGACCUGGGCUUCGUGCAUGGCAUGCGUGUCUUCUCGGCCACUUGGGUCGUACUAGGUCACAGCCACAUGGUCCGGGACGUGCACGCCAGCUCUGACAGCAUAGGCUUUCUAAAGAGGAUUAGGGAGGACUUCCCCUUUACUGUCCAAGUGAACUCGUUUAUGGCGGUUGAGACCUUCCUCGUCAUCACGCUGAUUGUGCCAAUGGCGGCAGUCAUGGGCUUCAUCUACAUCCUACCGGCUGUGAUUGACGGUCCGAUGAUGAGAGAACACAGGCAUUCGUUCGAAGACCCCUGCGACAAGAACUGGUGGAAGAUGUUCACAAUGACACAAAACUACGUCGAGCGCUUCGGUGACUUGUGCGUGCCUCAUUUCUGGUAUGUUGCCGUUGACUACCAACUUGCAAUAAUCAGCACCAUCAUCUUGGCUGCCAUAAUGCCUAAGUGGCCUAAGGCGUGCAUGUGGCUAAUGGGCGUCAUUGUGGUUGCCUCGUCACUGGCCACUCUGAUACAGACUUACGUCAUUGACGCACUGCCAUUCGGCCUCAUCGUAACCACCGACAUGAAGAGGAUAUCCGAUGUGCAGACCGAGAUCUACAUCAAGCCGCACGCGCACGCCGCCACUUUAUUCGUGGGCGUGAUUUUCGGCGUCCUGGCGGCGCGGCGACAUCGGCUGUCGCGACUCGUCCAGGGCGCUGCUUGGGCCGCGGCCGCUGUCCUCGCGCUGGCCGCACUGCUUGGCGUGCGGACGUGGACGGUCGGCCGCCAGCCGGAAAGGCUUGAGUCGGCUUUCUACGGGGGUUUGCACCGCGUCUCCUGGGCGCUGGGCAUCGCGUGGGUCAUGUACGCCUGCGCCACGGGCCGUGGAGGCUUCGUCACCAAGAUUCUCGCCUGGCCCAUCAUGUAUCCGCUGGGAAGGCUGUCGUUCGCGCUCUACCUGGUGCAUCUCCUUGUACUGGGCUCAACGACAGUACUGGGGCGAGAGCUCACGAGUCAGCAGCCAUUCCUACACACCCAGAUAUAUUUAGCUUUGGUCAUCAUGUCGUACGGGUUUGCCAUCGUCGUCUACCUCCUUAUUGAGUGCCCGGUGGCUGGACUAGACAACACGGCCUUCCAAAAAGUAAUGCCGAAGCAUGGAAACCAAAGUGCCUCAAAAACCAAGGGUAAUGCUCAAGAUCUCAAGGCCAUCGAGGCUGUUCACAAGAGCGUGGCCAGCACGAACCUCGAGUUUUCUCCUUCGGCGCAUCAGCUUGCAAACGGAUUUCCCGACGUGACUAAACGCUCCGGCAACGGCAUCCAUCUUAACGGUCAGGUCAAUGCAGCUUGGGAAAACGAUAUAAGCGACAAAGACUCGCAGGCUGAUGUUGCCAUGAUCUCCAUAAAAUUCUGA
This is a messenger RNA of Dermacentor andersoni, 2178 nucleotides long. The record is from RefSeq and is a predicted model, not a curated record. NCBI's taxonomy places the organism in Eukaryota, Metazoa, Arthropoda, Arachnida, Ixodida, Ixodidae.